AUGUCACCUCAAAUCUGGAUAUUCCUAGGCAGUGGCUUACGGCAUACUUAUAGGAUUUACGAUUCUACCAACACAACUGGCGCGAGCAUGCACGAUCCGGGUGCAGCUCAUUCAGGAGGCUCUUGCCAGGCAUCUUUUUCGUAUGAUAAUGGAGAAACCUGGAUUGUUGUUCAAAGCUGGGAAGGAAACUGCUUGCGCGUACGUAAGGGCCAAGAAGGGCAACUUACAAAUUCCUACGACAUGGAUCAAAGCUACUCUUUCGACAUUCCUACUUCCUUGCCAGGGGCAGAUGUGGUUAUCUUUGCAUGGACUUGGCUAAAUUCAUCUGGUAAUCGAGAGUUCUAUAUGUCAUGCUCGCCUGUUCAGUUGAUAGCAGCAAAAUCCUUGACCAAGAUUCCAUCUGGCUAUCCUAUGUAUAUUGCCAACCUUCAGGAAAAUCCAGAAACACCAGAUUCACAGCAUCCAAUCUGGUCUCGAUGCUAUGUUCCGCAAAACGUGUGGAUUCGCUACCCUCCACGUUACAAAGGCAUUAAUCCACCAAUCGUAGCCGAUCUGCUUCCAGAUAACAGCCAAAUCCGCUAUCUAGACCUUGGAGACGAUGGAGGAUUAUGCGGCUCAGACAAUAAAGAAAGGGUUAGAGCUCUUGCACUCCAAUCUAAUUAG
Molecule: messenger RNA, 663 nt
Organism: Bipolaris oryzae ATCC 44560
Lineage: Eukaryota; Fungi; Ascomycota; Dothideomycetes; Pleosporales; Pleosporaceae
Product: lytic polysaccharide monooxygenase
Exons: 2
Coding region: 1-663 (220 amino acids)
Source: RefSeq, a predicted model, not a curated record